Cylindrotheca closterium is the source of this 753-nucleotide messenger RNA. NCBI's taxonomy places the organism in Eukaryota, Bacillariophyta, Bacillariophyceae, Bacillariales, Bacillariaceae. The record is from the annotation of a GenBank genome assembly.
AUGUUUGCAAAAUUGCUUCUCUUUCUCGCCGUUGCUUUCGUAGCUACGAAUCCAGCAUCUGCAGUGCCUUGCGAUUAUGAUUUUUGCCCGAACGGGAUCACAAACCCAAUCGGAACUGUGACAGUUACCGAAGGUGAAGCGCCCUGCUCAUCAAUUGUUAUUUUCAAUAAUGCUGAUGCACUUUCGGAAGAAGAAUGUGCAGAUCUUCCAGCAGCCGAAAUCAUUUGUUGCCCAACGAAACAAACAGCGCAGAACUGUUUUUUGUGUGGCAGUGAUAUGACUUUUAAUGAAACCAAAAGAUGGCCACUGAUUUUGGGUGACCCGACGCCAGCUUGUGGCGUGAUUGAUAACCAAUUGUCAUAUCUCAAUUCGACUGCAACUUGUGACAGUGCCAAAUCUGAGUUCUUCGACCCCGACUUUGACAUAAUGUCAUAUUGCGAAUGCGAAAAUGUCGCCCCUCCAGACAUUUGCAAGCCCUGCGAUGAAAACCAAGAGGUCAACAUGAAUGCGAUCCUUUUCGACAACCCCGAUGCGGAAGAUCCUCGGGUAUCGUGUGGUGCAGCGUUCGAUUUCGCUAGAAGUAUUGCGAACAAGACCAAUUGUGCGUCAGUUGAAACCGAUCAAGUUAGGAAAACAUGUUGCAUCGAUAAGGUAUACGAUGGAAUUGGGGCGUCCGGUGGAAUCAGCUUAUCUUUGGAUAAGUUUGCUAUGGUAUUUGGUGUCGGGCUUGCGUUGUUUGAGUUUGCCAUUUGA